Eriocheir sinensis (Chinese mitten crab) is the source of this 6401-nucleotide messenger RNA. RefSeq names its product phosphatidylinositol 4-phosphate 3-kinase C2 domain-containing subunit beta-like (gene Pi3K68D). Gene Ontology annotation, molecular function: phosphatidylinositol binding; 1-phosphatidylinositol-4-phosphate 3-kinase activity; 1-phosphatidylinositol-3-kinase activity. Lineage: Eukaryota; Metazoa; Arthropoda; Malacostraca; Decapoda; Varunidae. The transcript has 29 exons. Gene Ontology annotation, biological process: phosphatidylinositol-mediated signaling; phosphatidylinositol 3-kinase/protein kinase B signal transduction; phosphatidylinositol-3-phosphate biosynthetic process. Gene Ontology annotation, cellular component: phosphatidylinositol 3-kinase complex; plasma membrane; cytoplasm. The coding region runs from base 199 to 6000 and encodes 1933 amino acids. The record is from RefSeq and is a predicted model, not a curated record.
GAGGAGAUCAACACGGGCCGAGAUAAAGCCAUCAUAAAGGUGUUCCCUGCGCUCCCCUUGGCUUCUUUAUGUCUUCCUCGUGUGCUGGCCGUGUGUACGCCCUCCUGACCACACCAUCAGCGACUCAGCACACCUCCCACGGCCACAUGCUGCGUGCUGAGGAUGUUGUAGCAUGACCCAAGGCUGACUGAUGCAACAAUGGGAGACGAGCCACCUCCGCUUCCACCCAAGAUGCGUUCUGUGGGUGGGGGUCGAUACACAGAACAGGACAUUGCUAAAGCCCUAGAAGAGGAAAAUAAAGCAUAUGAAAGAAUUCGAAGAGAAAAAUUAGGCAGAUCACAGUCCCAAAGAUCUGCUUCAGUAAAAGAAAAUGGGGCUAAAGAUCGACCAAGGCCUCAGACUCCAACAGAAAGAGGGAGUACUAAAACUGAUGUGAAACCAAGACCUCGUCCCAGUCCAGCCACCACACACCCGACUCCCAAGCCUCGCACAUUUAGCCUCACUCAGUCCCACUCAGAUAGCUUGCUUUCUCCAUCACAAGCUGCACCUCAAAGUAGAUCAAUGUCACAAGGUGCUCCUUUUACUACUGAAUCUCAAUUGACGAGUGUUAGCCAGCCAGUCUCGUCUAGCGCAUCCAAAUUGACAUCUAGUGUCCAAAGUAGCCAGGAAGAUUUAAUUUCAUUUAAUAGUCCAGAGAAACCAAAGAAUGACUUACUUUCUCUCCUUCAUAAUAUCAAUGCCAAUCAGAGUGCAGUGGUUCCUAUUACAACCUCUCAGGGAACGUAUACAAUGUCAAACACUUACAGACAAUCAUUUCCCUCUUCGCACUCAACAGUUAGGCCAUCACUCUCAAGUUUGUCAACAUAUCAAGGCACCUUGGCUCCUGUCUUAGGAGGGUCUCACUGGUCUGUACCUGGUCAGAAUGGAAUGACCCCAUAUCCCAAUUAUAGUCCAUCCCUUUCUUCUCCUUCAUACCAUUCAGUAAUAGGACAAUCUAAUUCCCUAUCUAGUAGUUUCAAUUUCAAUAACUAUAAAAAUCCUGGUCAGCUGGUACCUGUAGCUCAAGUCUCGUCUGGCUCUCAGAGUGUUCCUCCACUCCCACAAAGGUGUCCAAACCUGGAUAUUAAUCUUGUCUUGGGUAAUCACUUGCCUGGAAGUCAAAGUACAUCCUCAGCCUCGGGAACACCCACAAGGGAAAUAGCUGUACGAGGCAGUUUUAAUGAAAAAUCAUCAAGUACUACAAAAAGUGACCUCAUGUAUUUUGAGAAAAGGUCAACAGUGAAUGACUCAGUGGAUAUUGCAACAAAGAUGAAUGUUUUAGGUGCUCAAGGUGGAUCUGUUGGCUCGGGAACGCCUACUAGUGAAACACCCUUCAGUGCCAGUUUUGUAAGAAAAUUAACAAGUGCUCCCAAAGAUGAUCUAAUGCAUUUUGACAAGGGGGCAAAUGAUUCAGAGGAUGUGUUAGAGGUGUUUGACCCAAUAGUGUUGAAAGUCAAAGAAGAGGAACAAGCAAAGAGAAAAUCCUCUAUAAAUCAAGGAGGAACAAAGAUUGACUCUAGUGUAGCAAUCAGCAAAGAAGCCCGCGAGUUAUUAGCGUACAAGUCACGCAAGGGACGUGGUGAUGACGAGAUGAGCUACUAUGAACAAGUGGAUCCCUUUGAGUACAUGCAUCCUGGGGCGAGCAGCACAAGGUCAGAUCCAGUUUAUGAUGUUUACGAUGGAUUGGUCAGUCCUGGAGCAGUUGGUGGAGAGACUUUCGAUAUCCCUCCUCCAUUACCGCCUCGUUCAAGCGCUCCUGAUGGUGAAGUGCAGUUACGAAAAUCAGUUAAAAGCCCCAGAGUUCAGAAGCAAAAAUCAGAAGAGAAACGGUCCUGCAUGACAUUCGACGGAAUUUCAACGCAAUGUCACAUACACCUACGGAAGAUUCCUGCUCUGAAUGCAGAUAAUGAAGCAAAAGCCUUCUGGGACAGCAUCAAGAAACGAAGAGGAGAAUACACUUGGAAUGAUCAUGUUGGGAAUCCAGGCCUCAUGCACAGUCCCUGCCUUGAAAGUUCCAUUGACCCUAAACAGAGUAUUAAGUUGAGUGUCCACUACAGCAACCAUGAAUCUGUCACCUUCACAUGCAAUUUGGAUUCAAGUGUGGAGCAUGUCGUGAUGCACACCGUGUGUACACUGGAGCUUCCUGGAGAGUCAGCAGACUAUGUCCUCAAGGUACGAGGAGUGGAUGAAUACUUGUCUGGAGAAACUGUCCUUGGCGAGUAUGAAUAUGUACACACCUGUAUGAAGUUUGAUGAGGAUGUUAUCUUCACACUGAUGCAUGCAGACUCUGUCAAGCAGGCAUAUCUGAGAACGGAGGAAGAUGAUAUUACAGUCACGAAUGUACGAGUUGAAGAACUCAUGUCUGCGGGGUCAGGAGAGGUGGUGCACUAUGAGCAGCUCACCAUCGUCGUUGAAACAUUUGAAAAAGAAUUGUCACGUCUCCAGAAUUCUGGAUUUCUGUUGAUUGACGGUACACCAGUGCAGGACUUGCCUUCUCCUAUGAGGUCCAGGAAGGUCCGUCAGGUGGUGAGGCAGAUGUGUACUGUGCUGGGAAACUUGGAAACAAAUGAAAUAUCUGAUGCCAUCACAAAUCUUGUAGAAAAGUGUAGAAUAAUUCAGAAAAGUCAGGGUGUUCUAGAUGGGGAGGAAGAUUUCCGUGAACAUCACGUUUUGUCUACUGGCUCCCAUGACACCACCAACCCAGAUAACCUGAAGAAAAAACUCCUGGAGGCUGUCAGCUGCCUUGCCGCUGCAGUGAACAACUUCCUAACAAUGUAUGCGAGGGCCUUCAGGGUGGAUUUCACUGUGGACAUGACUUCAGAACUCAUAAAUGACCCUCAAGACAUACGAGAAGUAAGAGAAAAAGUGUCCGUGAGAGUUCAUGGACUUCAUCGACUUGAACGCGAGUGGAAAUAUGAUGAGUAUUUUGUGGAUGCACAACUCUUCCAUGGGUCAAGAUGCAUAGGCCAGCCUGUUCAUUCUCACACCAAGAAAGUUUCAGAUAAUGCCAAGUUUUAUCCCAAAGUAGACUUUAAUCGAUGGCUUGAUCUUGGUGCUCGCAUCAAUACUUUACCAAAGGAGAGCAGACUCGUAUUGACAGUGUUUGGCCUGAAGGUUGUUGAGGCAGAAAGCAAAGCUGAGCAGCCUCAGUACAUCAGGGAAGAAGUAGGAUGGGCAGCAAUACAGUGCUUCUCCUUUGAAGGACACCUCACCCAGGGCUCCCACCUCCUCACUCUGUGGCCCAUGGCAAGUGACCGCCGGCUGGGCCCUGCCCCCUACUCCUCAGACCACCCACAGGUCCAUAGCUGCCCUGUCCUCUCUGUGGAAUUACAUGACUUUAAGGGGGAAGUUGUGUUCCCAGAGGUCAUCCCUCUUGAACCAACAGUGCUUGAGUUCUCCUCAUUGGACGUCAACACACAACAACAACUCUCUGAUAUAAUAGAGAGGGACAUUUUUACUUUUAACAAGGGAUCGGCAGAAGAACGUGAAAUUCUUUGGGAGAAGAGACAUUAUCUCCACUCUGAACCCUUCGCCCUGGCCAAGGUCCUUCUUGCUGCACACUCCUGGGAUGUGUCCUGUCUGCCAGAUCUUCAUUCUCUUGUAAAAAAUUGGGCUUCACCAGCCCCUGCAGAUGCUUUACACCUACUCCUACCAUGCUUCCCAGACAGUGUCAUCAGAUCUCGUGCAGUGGAAUGGAUCAGGGGCCUGGGCUCUGAUGAGCUGAUAUCAUUUUUGCCUCAGUUAGUCCAGGCUGUGAAACAUGAAGCUUGGGAUGUAUCCCCCACAGCUGAGCUGUUGCUGGAGCGUGCACUCACUUCUCCCAGGCUAGCGCACCAUCUUUACUGGCUACUCAAUCAGUGUCUUCCUCUUCAGACCAACAUGGGAGGAGAGCGUGAGGUGGUAAGUGAUGCCAGGUACCGGCGCCGGCUGAAUCUAGUGACUCGAGCGUUGAUGGCGAUAUGUGGGAAGAACAUGGAAAACAGACUUCUGACACAGGAGGCAGUUCUUAGGAGUUUAUAUGCCACAGCCAUGAGCAUCAAGGACAUAAAGGACAACCAGCGGAUGCCCAGAUUAUGCAGAGAUUUGGAGGAUAUUCACUUCAGUCUUCAGGCAACUCCAACAUCUCUACCCUUGUCCCCGUCCUUGGAGGUGGCUGGAGUGGACGUCAAGAACUGCUCCUACUUCAAUUCAUUUACAGUCCCUCUGAAACUAGCAUUCUUGUCUUCAGAGGAAAAUACCAAUCCUAUUCAUGCAAUAUUCAAGGUUGGAGACGACUUGCGGCAGGACAUGUUGGUGAUCCAAAUGAUCCGGCUCAUGGACAAGCUGUGGUUGAAGGAGGACCUAGAUCUCAAGGUGGUCACCUUUAGUGUUGUUCCUACAGGUGACAAAAUAGGAAUUAUUGAACUAGUCAAGGAUGCAGAAACUUUACGCAAGAUCCAGACAGAGUAUGGGGUCACAGGCUCCUUCCAGGAUCGCCCCAUUGCAGAGUGGUUGGCAAAGCAAAAUCCCUCUCAGCUUGAGUACCAAAGAGCUGUGGAAAAUUUUACUGCUUCAUGUGCUGCAUACUGUGUGGCUACUUACAUACUUGGAAUCUGUGAUCGUCACAAUGACAACAUUAUGCUGAAGACUUCGGGUCACCUCUUUCACAUUGAUUUUGGCAAAUUCCUUGGGGAUGCUCAGAAGUUUGGCAGCUUUAAAAGAGACCGUACAGCUUUUGUACUGACAUCGGACAUGGCAUAUGUUAUAAAUGGAGGUGAAAAACCUUCAGACAAAUUCCAAGGAUUUGUGGAUCUGUGUUGUCGAGCCUUCAACAUCAUCCGAAGAAAUGGUCAGCUCCUGCUGUACCUGUUUGCUCUGAUGGCAUCAUCUGGGAUUCCUGGUGUGACGUGGGAGGCGGUGACAUAUGUGGAGCGCGCUCUGCUGCAGGACAACACCAAUGCUGAGGCCGGCGCCAUGUUCUCCCGCAUGAUACAAGAUUCUCUCAAAUCCUGGUUCACUCAGGUUAAUUUCUUCAUCCACAACCUGGCACAGCUGAGGUUUUCUGGUGAUCACUCAGAUGAUCUCCUCCUUUCCUUCAUACCAAGAACAUACACAGCACAGCAAGAUGGAAAAAUUACCAGGGUGAGCCUGUACAGUUACCAGAAGCGCUACAACCCCAACAAGUACUAUGUGUACAUCCUUGAGGUAGAGAGGGAGAGCCAGCGGGAACCUUCCUACUUAUUCCGCUCCUACAGAGAGUUUUCAGAGUUUCACCAAAAGUUGUGCCUCAUUUUUCCACUUGCCAGAAUACACAGCCUUCCUAAAGGAGUGCAGAUUGGCCGCUCAGAAGUGAAGGCAGUUGCUGAGAAGAGAAAACUUGAGAUUGAGCUUUUCCUAGCCACUCUCUUUGAUUUGACAGCUGAGAUAUCUCACUCUGAUUUGGUAUACACCUUCUUCCACCCACUAUUGAGAGACCAAGAAGACACUGAUAUCCACAUCAAGAAGUUGAAAAACAAAGAUUCCCGAAAGUCAAUGCCUCCAAGCUUGCCAAGCGUAUCAGGUCACGUGAAGGGCCAAGUGAAAGUAAGCGUGCAAUACUUGCGGGGGCAGUUGCAGAUCAUGGUCCAUCAUGCCCGCAACUUGUCUCUCAUUGGUAAUGGUCAGGAGCCUUCACCAUAUGUCAAGCUGUAUCUUCUGGAAGAUCCUCACAAGAGAACCAAGAGGAAAACAAAAGUUGUAAAGAAGACAUGCCAUCCUACUUUCAUGGAACUUAUUACAUACCGAAUGUCUCAAGACAUCAUCAAGCAGCGUGUCCUUGAAAUAAGUGUUUGGAGUGAAGACAAAUUCAGUGAGAAUAUUUACCUAGGAAGUUCCUAUCUAAGACUCAGUUCCCUGGAGCUGAAGGAGGAGCAGUGUGAGUGGCUGAGCUUGGAGCACCAGCGCAACACAGCUCUGGGACACACCAUUCAACACAAUGCCUAGGUGAAGCAGGUGAUCAUAGGCAAUUCUUUCAUCAACUUUUUUUAUGUGCAACAUGACAAAAAUAUUCAUUGUACUUCCAUAUCCUACAAGACUGUGAUAAGUGGUAUCAUGCUUUCAUAACUUUUUUUCCAUAGGUCUAUAUUUGAGGUAAAGGUACUGUAAUACAGGAAUGAAUUAGAAUGUGGUUAUCCUAAGUCAUUGUCAGCAAUGUUACUAAUUCAAGUUUCCUGCUUGCUGUAAAGAUAUCAUGAUCAUAAGGUGACUAUGAUUCUGAGAGGAGCACAACCCUGAGGAUCAUAGGUCAGCUUGCUGAUUGUCUCUUAGGGGACACAGACGCAGACUCAACAACACACACACGCACAUUAGGCAUGCCACUUCCUCAACAAUAUUGCUCAUUGUGU